CCUUCGAAGAGAUAAAAUGGAAAAGGAAAGCAUUGAAGAAAUAGGAAUUGCAAACGUUCAUAGAUCAUUCAGCUGGAGCGCAAGAUUAUUAAAAUGCAUGGGAAUUUGGCCAUUGAAAAAUUACGUUCCACUGUUUCUCUUCUUCUUCACAUAUCUUUCCCUUCAUUGUUUUCUAACAUUCGCACAUUUGUUCUUGGCUCCAAAAACAAUGGAAAACGUUGUACCGAACAUAGCAGAGAAUAUGCUAAUAACGAUGACACUAACGAAAAUAACAAUUGCUCGAAUGAACAGAGAAGCAUUGCGUAAAUUAUUCAUGGAUAUUAAAGAGUAUUCGCUCAAUGAAAAAUAUGAAACUAAAGAAGAGAAAUUGACAUUCUUGCAUUAUACUAAAUUACCCCCAAGAUUUAUUGUAAUAUCGGCAUGUUCAAUGACACUAUCCGAUACAUUAUAUUAUAUAACUCGACUUGCCGAUGGAAUUCAAAUGGCAAAGCUAAACAAUUACACGAGUUAUCAGUUGCCGUACAAAACAUUACAAAUCAUCGAUUUAAGUGACAUCAGGAUUUACGCUUUGAUUUGUGCUUAUCAAAUAUUAUUCGUACCUUGUGUCGUAUUAGGUUACGUAGGAUUUGAUUGCAUGUUCGUCAAUUUGUCCAUUCAAGUAAUUGCACAGUUCUCCAUAUUGUCCUAUAAGGUGAAGACAGUAUUGAAUAAUUCUAAAAAUCAUCAUGAAGGUAUGAAGAGACUUGUACUACGACAUUAUCGACUGAUAAGAUUUUCAGAAGGAUUGGAAGAUAAUUUUAACUUCGUGAUUAUGCAGCAACUUUUGGGUACUACCAUUCAUAUCUGCAUUUCCGGUUACUUCCUGAUGACGAGUCCAGAAACGAAUGACAAUGUAACAUCGUUCCUAUUCGUUGUAUACAUAUUUUCCGUGACAAGUACACUUUUUAUUUACUGUUUUAUCGGCGAAUGUUUCAUUCAGGAAAGUACCAAUUUUGGUAACGCCAUUUAUAAUUACGAAUGGUACGACUUACCUGCAACGGACUCGAAAUUUUUUCUUAUUUGUAUGAUAAGAACGAAGAAGCCGCAAUUCUUAACAUCUGGCAAAUUUGCCAUCUUGUCCUUGACCGUCUUCACGGACAUCGUCAAAACUUCGAUGGGAUAUUUAUCGGAAAACAAAUGGUUUGCCUAUACGUCGUUCACUUAUAUUGGCGUUAUUAAAUAUGGAAAAACAAUUUUAAUACGAUCGAUCAAAACUUUCAGUUCCUUUCUUCGUGAAAAAAAUUUAUUAUCAAAUGUAAGAGAAUUGUACCAGUUGAUAUUUUUCUUAAAAAAUCUGACCGAUUAUAUCUGA
Vespa velutina is the source of this 1351-nucleotide messenger RNA. RefSeq names its product putative odorant receptor 92a. The record is from RefSeq and is a predicted model, not a curated record. The transcript is spliced from 8 exons. The coding region runs from base 17 to 1351 and encodes 444 amino acids. Gene Ontology annotation, molecular function: olfactory receptor activity; odorant binding. Gene Ontology annotation, biological process: sensory perception of smell; detection of chemical stimulus involved in sensory perception of smell. Gene Ontology annotation, cellular component: plasma membrane. NCBI's taxonomy places the organism in Eukaryota, Metazoa, Arthropoda, Insecta, Hymenoptera, Vespidae.